AUGUCCGCUAAAGUUUUUAUACUCGCAUUUUUCAUCACAACUGUAUUAUCUCACGGGCCACCCAAAGAUCGCGAUAACGAGGACAUCACCAUGGGGCGGAAGAUGGGUGCAAAAUGGUGCAGCAUGGCGAAGGUGUGCAACCACGACCGCGUACCAAUCUGCGGACUGAAUCACGCGGGCGAGGUUAUGGGGUUCAGGGACCUGUGCGAUAUGUUCGAUUACAACUGCAUCCGGAGACGAAGUAAUGACAGAAACAUAUUCCUCAGUCGUGUAGUGUAGUACCGUGGUGUAUUAGAAGCAUAUCGGUUUUCAUACAUUUUGUGUGGUUAGAGAGAUUUGCGUUUUGCUAGAGAAAUAUUCUCUUUUAUGAAACAACACGCGACAGUAACAAAAACAACACUAACUAAAACUAAAAUGGUUUUGCACCUUAAGAUAGUCAUAUCUUUAGUUUAG
Messenger RNA from Diatraea saccharalis (sugarcane borer), 453 nucleotides. The record is from the annotation of a GenBank genome assembly. Lineage: Eukaryota; Metazoa; Arthropoda; Insecta; Lepidoptera; Crambidae.